AUUAGAAAGCCAUACUAACUACUACAACAUCAAUCUACUUUUUACAAUCAAUAAUUUCAAUCCGAUAGUGCUUUCUCGUAAUUUAGUACUUCUUGAAAUGAUCAAUAGAUUACCAGACCCAAAGCCACCAUCCUCAUUAAACGAAAAGGGUAUAUAUGGUCAAUGGAAUAAAAAUUUUGUUAUCGGUGUAAUGGAAAUAUUGUCAGUAUGGGCUGAAAAAGUUAUUAGCGAUGAUACCUAUAAUAAUUUGAAUAGUUGUAUACAUAGUCUAAUUGAAUCUCUUGAAAAUAAAAUAAAUAUAAAAACUAAUAAAUGCAAUAACGAUAGUUCCAAUAAGAAACUUCCCUCUUGGAUUUCAUUUAAACAUUCAUCAAAUACAGAAUUUUUUAUAUUACAAACGUUACAAUAUUGGAAAAAUAAUUCACUCUCAGCUUUUGCUCUGAAUUGGGACGCCAAUCAUUUAUUCAGUUAUACAAUGGAUAGAAAAUUUUCACCAGAAAUUGAAAUAUUAAGAAACCUUAAAGAACGCUAUUACGUGGAUGAAGAUAUUAAAGAAUAUGCUUGUUGUCAGCUACCAAUUAGUAAUCAAGCUCGAUCUUACAUUAAUGUAUAUUCUAAUACACUUGAUAAGCCUAAUGUCACAAUGUUAACCGUUCCAGCAAUGGAAUAUAAUGUCUCCCCAACUUCUUGUAUAUUUCGUACAUUUCAAGUCAAUACUGAAAAUAGUGAGGAUUCAGAUGAUGAUGAUGAUGACCAACCGUUAACACUUUACGAUUAUUUAUUAUUGACUUUACUACCAAAGCUUGCAUCCUUACGUGCAUCAUUACAUAAAACUUCUUCAGUUCAGAUUCAAGUAAAGCCAGUUUUGGGAGAUAUCAUCGACACACUACUCUGUCGAUUACCUCCAUCUGUGAGAUUCAACGCUAUUGACUGCUCAAAUUUAGCUGAUCAUGUAUCACUCCUGAAUAUAAUCUUUGCAGCUGCACCUAAAUUAAAGGAUAAUUCUCAAUUGACUCUGCAACUAAUAAAGGUGCAUAAUCCGUCUGAUAAUUCUAUGAAAAAAUUUGUUGAACAACAACUUGGUUUAAGUCUAAAUAUUCUUUCAAAAUUAACAGGCAUUACGUUUGUAAAUGCUUACUCUAAAGAUUAUGCUGUAUAUGUUACAUGGAAAUUUGAUAUAGCCAAAGAUAAAGAAGAAAAGCUUGAUACAUUAAUUAAUGGUGUGAUAUCAGUUGCAAGUGCUUGUUGUACUGCUCAUAACAAACGUAUUUAUGGACUCAGUAUUAAUAUAAUUGUACGUUUGUUUCAAAUAAUGAAUAUUCGAUUUUCUGAAGAAAUAAUGGCACAAUUAUUACAAUCCCUUUUUACAUCUAAGGGAUUUAAUAAGUAUAUUCCAAAUUUUGCAAUGCACCUUGUUGAGUUGAAGACUUUUAUGACAUUGCAUUUUUGUUUGCCCUUUGUUUCGAAACUUAAGGAACUUAAUGAUUUAAAAGUACCUAUUGCGAGAUACUCUUUGAAAUGGGAAACUAAUAAGAUAGUUAAGGAAAAAAUGCACACUCUUGGUUGGUAUUUCGGUAAACAUAGGAAAACAGUAUGUCCAAAAACAGAGAUGAUAUGGCUACGAUUAAUUAAACCUAUCAAACCUAUCACUCAUACCAGCAAUUUCACAACAAAAAAAAAUAAACGCAACAAUUAUACUUCAAAAAAUCGAGAGCCAAAUUAUUAUUACUUCGAUAGUGUUUCCAUAAGUUCUAUAAAGGCACCUACAAUAAUGAUAUCGUUUCAUCUUCCAAUUCCAUUCUAUGAUAAUCAUAAAGACUGGAUUUUAGAAUUUAAUAUAGGUUCAAGAGUAAUUCUUUCAUCCGCAGAGAUGAUAACCUUAUCCAAGGUGACGCAGAAAAAUGUAUGUCAUAAUAUGUGGGAUAGUGAAACCGAAUAUAAAGAAUAUGAUGAAGUAAAUGUAUGCAAGCGAUGUAGAAAGUAUACUACAAAAAUAUGUUCAAAGUGUAAAUCAGUGUAUUAUUGUAGUAAAAAUUGUCAAGAAGAUGAUCUGAAAAGACACAGUAAAGUAGACUGUAUUAAAGUCUCAAGCGGAAUGUAAAAUAUUGUUAAAAUAGGAACGUCAUGAUUGAAGUAAAUUGUUAGUUAAUUAUUAGUAUAUAUUUUUUUGCAAAGCGAUGCUUUAUGUUUCUCUUUUUUUUAACAUGAAAAUAAAAUAAAUUUUAUUGAUUUU
Rhizophagus irregularis DAOM 181602=DAOM 197198 is the source of this 2233-nucleotide messenger RNA. RefSeq lists its product as uncharacterized. The record is from RefSeq and is a predicted model, not a curated record. Gene Ontology annotation, biological process: ubiquitin-dependent protein catabolic process; regulation of apoptotic process. NCBI's taxonomy places the organism in Eukaryota, Fungi, Glomeromycota, Glomeromycetes, Glomerales, Glomeraceae.